This is a messenger RNA of Gryllus bimaculatus (two-spotted cricket), 316 nucleotides long. The record is from the annotation of a GenBank genome assembly. NCBI's taxonomy places the organism in Eukaryota, Metazoa, Arthropoda, Insecta, Orthoptera, Gryllidae.
AUGUAUGAAGCGGGAAGGUCUCAGGCAGUAUUGAGGGGACCUUUGGUGUCAGAUGCUGCAUCAGAAGAGAUUUAUGUCAUCCAAAACAAUGGUCAGUCAGAUUUGACAGCUGCACAAUUGAAAGUUGCCUUAUCCGAAGUACUGCAGAAUUUUCUCGAUGCACUGAAGCCAAUCAUUAAGAAAUUUCUCCUUGGAAUGAUGUACUCAGAAAUGGCAGCUUCCCUGUAAUAUUGUCGCCAGCAACAUGAUUAAAAAUCAUUGAAAUAUUAAGUGUGUUUUAAAUAUUUUUGUUCGAUGGAAAUUCUCGAUAUAUUUC